AUGACCCAACUGCCACCAGCCAAAGCGAUCCCAGAGUACUACCAGAACCUAACAAAUUGCCCAUCACUCCUUAAAAAAAUAUACAACCUUGACGACAAUUCCGGUUUUAGACAUUGCCAGUAUCACCUCGGAGAUGAGGAGGCGCGCAACUUUGUGGUCGACUUUGACGACCGCGGAGCUUGGUGCUCAGUCGAUGUUGAGAAUGAUGAGAUUUCAGCAUUGUUAGAUAAAAACACGCCAAAGCCGUUUGAGACGAGGUGGAUACACAUCUGGGCGCCUGAGCGCCAAGUUGAGCUUGUACAGACUCUCACUGCGCGCUAUGGAAUGUCCCAUCGGCUUGCAGGCUUGAUGUGCUCCGAUCCCACCAAAAAGAAAAAGAUUACGCCAGUAUCUCCAAUGCUUGCACGGGAACAAUCAACCGAUGAAGACGAUUCGUCGGGGGUAACGGUGUUGAAAGACAUCGAAACCGGCCAGAGUUUAGAGGAGGCACCUCGGUCGCUGGAGAAAUUAAGAGAAUUUGAUUUGAGCGGCAUUUCAUUUUCGCAACUAGUAGAUAAAAUCUGGCACUUUUCAUCUGUGGAUUAUGGCAACGAGUAUAUAUGCAUCGGGUAUAAUUCCCUUUAUGUGGUACCAAAGCUCAAGUUCAGCCAGCAACCAGGUCGUCCCGACGGAAAGAGAGUUUGGUCUUGGCUUGUACUAUGUUCAGAUGGAACCGUGAUCUCAAUACAAGAAAACCCCUUUGCGCGAGAAACGUUGAGUUUUGAGGAAAGACGAGAAGCGCUCAAAGUGAUCCGACGAAACAUCGGGUUGGUGCUUUUUGGAAUUCCAAAACAGCAUAGUGAUAAAAAGAAGCAAAAUCCGCUCUUGGGAACGCAUAUCCGCAACUCGUCUAAUUCUUGUGAAGAUGUACGGAUUAGAAAAGGAGAGGCGCCCAGCUUGCUUUUUUAUUAUAUUUUUGACGACUGGGCGACCAACUAUAGCCUGGUCAUUGGGAGGGAGCACUCGUAUAGUGCUGCCCUUGAAAAACUACGAACUAGCAUGCUCACCAGGCCGCGAAUAGAUCUGGUCACAGAUCUACAUCGAGUAGGAAGAGAGCUUGCAGUGCUGAAGCGCCUGUAUCAGAGCUAUGAGCUCAUAGCGACCAGAAUUCUCAACAGACAACUGCACAUGAUGAACCGGUCCCGCAAUGGCAAGCAUCGCUCGCCAUGUCAGAUUCGUGGGCUGAAUAAGCACAUCUUUGAUCCCCUACCCCAGGACAGGUGGCAAGAAGUUUCCGAGGGGAUGGGUAAUGAGGAGGCCCCGGACGACUUUGGACUGCGCCAUGGAAUAGGAGGAGUGCAGAUAAAGCCAGCAGCGCUCAAUCGCAUUGAGCGGCUCGCGGAUCGAAUACGGUUAUACGCUCUCAGUGAAAUAGAGGAGUGCUUGAAUGAGAAAGAGACUCUCACAUUUCUGGUGUUCAACUUGAUCGCCAUUAGAGACUCGAGCGCCGUGGAAAAGUUGACGCGCAGCACAGUUCUGCUGUCCAAAGUCACAAUCCUCUUUCUGCCUGUGAGUCUGCUGACAAGCUAUUUCUCAACGGAGAUUGAGGGCCUCAAGAACUCCUAUACCGUCAAGAACUACUGGGUCUCCUUUGCGGUCAUAAUGUUUUUGUCCAUUGCGGGGCUCUCUUUGUUUGGAUGGGUCAACAAUGCCAUUGGCGGAAUAUCGACGCAUCAGUCAUUGAAGAAUCGCGUGAUAGAGAUACAAAGAGCGAUCCAUCGCAGGAGAACGAGAAAUCGUGCCUGA
This is a messenger RNA of Ophidiomyces ophidiicola, 1785 nucleotides long. RefSeq lists its product as uncharacterized. Gene Ontology annotation, molecular function: magnesium ion binding; cobalt ion binding; magnesium ion transmembrane transporter activity. The coding region runs from base 1 to 1785 and encodes 594 amino acids. The record is from RefSeq and is a predicted model, not a curated record. The transcript has 8 exons. NCBI's taxonomy places the organism in Eukaryota, Fungi, Ascomycota, Eurotiomycetes, Onygenales, Onygenaceae.